AUGGCCUUUAAGAUUGCAAGAAGCUUUCCUAGAUGCGAAAUGGUGGAAAUAAGAGAGAAUACUGCUCGUGGACAAAAAUUCAAGAGAAUACGCAUAGAAAUUGGUGUUCUCUCACCUUUGCGUCGUGGAAUUAAACUUUGGGACUCGGAUGGAAUUAUAUGUCUUGCUUUGUUCCAAUACGAGCGACUCCUGUACAUGUGUUACUAUUGUGGAAGAAUGGGGCACACUAAGAAAAAUUGCAAGUUUCUUCAUAAAGAUGUGGAUACGGGAUGCAGGAAAGAAAGUCAAUAUGGCCCAUGGCUGGCUUUUGGUGUUGGUAAAACUACUCUAGUGUUCCAACAUCGGCUGAUUGAAGAUUUUUGA
Ilex paraguariensis (yerba mate) is the source of this 363-nucleotide messenger RNA. Lineage: Eukaryota; Viridiplantae; Streptophyta; Magnoliopsida; Aquifoliales; Aquifoliaceae. The record is from the annotation of a GenBank genome assembly.